Messenger RNA from Zingiber officinale, 2974 nucleotides. RefSeq names its product peroxidase A2-like. Gene Ontology annotation, molecular function: heme binding; peroxidase activity. NCBI's taxonomy places the organism in Eukaryota, Viridiplantae, Streptophyta, Magnoliopsida, Zingiberales, Zingiberaceae. The coding region runs from base 1599 to 2780 and encodes 393 amino acids. The transcript has 4 exons. Gene Ontology annotation, biological process: hydrogen peroxide catabolic process; response to oxidative stress. The record is from RefSeq and is a predicted model, not a curated record.
AGUGUCGUCCAUGGGCUUUGUGGGCAUUUCAACAAAUUGCUAGUAAAGAAACAAAAAACUUGAAUCUCUUUUCCUUUUUACUUUUUUGUUUUUCGAAAAUGUGGUUAUGAUAUUCAAGACUUGAUUUCUCAAGUUUCAGAGCAAGCUGAGGCUGGAAAGUGCUACUAAAUAUAAAUUCUUGUAUUAUUUUUAUAUUAUUUGCUUGAAAAUAAAACAGAGUUCCAACGAAUUCAUGCUAAUCUAACAAUUUUAUUGCCAUUUUAAUCAAGUCAUCAGAAACGAAUUACGUGCUGAUAAGCCAUCCUUUUUUAGAUUUGCACAAGUCUUACAGUUGCAAUUAGGAUAUCACCAUUUCGAAAUUCUCAACUAAUCCUCGACGGCUAAAUCUUCAUGCCCACAACUUUCGUCCGUGUCGCUUUGGCGCUUAAAUAAAAGCAGGCAGCGACUCCAUUAAUUCAGAUCAACGCCUUACAUAAAAACUCUUUUAUAAUUUUUACUACAAUUGCCAUGUUCACAUUUAUAAUUGAUGGUUGUCCCCUUUUGUUCCUUCAAAAGGAGAUUAUACCUAACCUUGACGACCAAAUAUUGAUCGCCAUUGGCCCUUUUCUCACUUAUAUAUAUAUAUAAGGAUUAAUACGCAUAAAGGAAUGUCAUAUUGUAUUGCCCUUUUCUCAUUUAUGUAUAUAUAUAUAUAUAUAUAUCUAUGGAUUAAUAUGCAUAUAUAUUGGCCCUUUAUUCAUUUAGGUACACAUAUAAAAAAGGAUUAAUAUUCAUAAAGAAAUGUCAAUGUAGGCCUCAUCCUUGUCUUUCAUGUCUAUAGUUGUGAGGUUGAAUCAAACUCAACAUUCUAUACAAGGACUUGUCCCAAGAUGUUAGCUAUUGUGCUUGGGCAAGUGCAAUCGGCUCAGAUUUAAUCCAUGCAUCAACUCUUCUUAUCUAUAUGCUUUGUGAAUUUGUACAUCUUCACAUGAAGACACACAUGAUUACUCUUUAACAUUAGUUUACAUUAUAUUCUAUGUAUCCUUUUUUUUUUUAUCCCAUAGGCUCGAGUGACAAAACUGAAGCUCCCCUACCACUCAAUCUUAUAUUCAGUCCAAUACAUCGAUCCUAAUUAUGGCGUACCAAAUCGCAUCGCUUAACAAUCACAAAGGACUAAAAAGAUCCUCUUUAGUUGCUCAUUCUUAAUGGUAUUAAUUAAUGAGAACUAUAUUGAUGUCCCUUUGAAUUACUAAAACAUUUAUUUAUUGAAAUUUUUGUAUCCGUCAAUCUUAUUUAUCUCAUUGAUUUUUUCCCCUUAUUGUUUUACGUUUCAAACGGUGAGCAAUUGCUCGAAUAUAAUCAUAAAUUAUUAUCUUACUUUUUACAUAGACAAAACAUGACACGUAAUUACGUUUUAGAUGUUUGUGAUGGGAAAUGACAAUGACGUCCAGCUCAUCGCCAUUCCUUGGGGCCCCCAUUUCUUACACCGUCACGCAUCACAUCUCACCAUAUUUCGACACAGCAAGCAACUUUUCCAAAGACCUCCCCUCAGAAUUAGGGGAUGAGAUCUCUGAUCCGCGGUAAAGACUGGGUCAAUUUUUGAUUCAGCCUUGGUAUUGAUGGGGACAAUGAUCCCCCACUUAUUAACAGAUGAGUAUCAUUAUCUCCCUCUUCUUUUUUCCUAUUUCAAAAAGAAAAACAGGCUAUCCAUCGUCCCUUCUACGCUUCACUUCAUUAUAAAUGACACAGAGCAGAGUGUCUCGUUAAGAGAUUUGCGCAAGUUAGAAUUUAGUAGCAUGGCUUCUUUCUUCUCCUUUUCGCAUGCUUUCUCUUCCUCUCUGUUUCUUACGUUGUUGUUGUUAGGCUUCUACGAGUGCGAGGCUCAAUUAACCACGACGUUCUAUGACACCUCUUGCCCCAGCGUGUCGACUAUCGUGCGUGACCAGGUGAGACAGGCACAGAGCUCGGAUCCACGCAUCCUCGCGAGCCUCACUCGCCUCUUCUUCCAUGAUUGCUUCGCCAACGGUUGCGAUGGAUCGAUAUUGCUAGAUAAUAGCAGCACGGAGAAGGGUACUGCCCCGAACAAGAAUUCUGCGCGGGGUUUUGACAUCAUAGAUAAGAUCAAAGUCGCGGUGGAAAACAACUGCUCCGGCAUUGUGUCAUGCUCUGACAUCUUAGCUAUUACCGCUGAAGCUUCAGUCAACUUAGCAGGUGGGCCUUCAUGGAGUGUCUUACUUGGAAGAAGAGAUGGAACUACAACCAACAUAACUGCCGCGAAUAACCUCCCUUCUCCCUUCGACAGUGUGACUGUCCUCCAACAAAAGUUUGCGGCUGUCAACCUUAACGUCACAGAUUUAGUCGCCUUAUCUGGAGCUCACACCUUUGGGCGCGCACAAUGUCGGACAUUCAACCAGCGGCUCUACAACUUCGGUGACACAGGCAACCCAGAUCCAUCGUUGAACACCACAUACCUCUCCGCAUUGCAGCAGAGUUGCCCGCAGGGCGGAAACGUCAGCGCCCUCAAUGACUUUGAUGUCUCCACUCCUGACGCCUUUGAUAACAAAUACUAUACCAAUUUGCAGAGCCUGAGGGGGCUGCUCCAAACCGACCAAGACCUGCUCUCUGCUGCCUCCACCAAUGCAUCUACUGCCCCCAUCGUCAACGAGUUUGCCAUGAAUCAAACUGCCUUUUUCGAGAGCUUUCUCGAGGCUAUGAUCAAGAUGGGCAACAUCAGUGUGCUCACGGGGAGCAACGGGGAGAUCAGGAGCAAUUGCCGGCAAGUGAAUGAAGCUAGUGGCUGAAUGAAGUUGGCGCUAAAAGAAGUUGCUCUGUUGUGCCAAUUUGAAUUCAAACUCAAUAACAUGUCUAGUGUCUUAAUUACCAAUCGAUAGAACCGACUAGUCCGGUUUGUUUAUUAGUUUUAAAUAAAUAAAUAUGGUAAAUCACAAAACUUGGUGCUAACCUAGCUAUAUUAUAAAAAUCUCUUCUUCUCUAA